UCCACGUACAGUAGUACUGUGUGCCAAGUCACGCAAGUCAAUCAUAAAAUUCCAUUGUAGCUACAAAAUUAUUCCAAGUCUCUCAGCCUAACCCAUUUGCUUUGAAGGAAGUCUGUGUGCCAGAGGCGGCUGUACAUUGAGCUAUCAAUUAAUGGUGAUCACAUGAACACCCAAGCCAUUUACCUCUUCAAAGUCUCCUCUGGAUCAGUCUUUUGUCUUCUGGGCUCUCUUCGAUUUUAAGCAAGGAUUGAUUUCACUCUCUGGGUUUGAAGUGGCGAUCUCUUUCAUCGAAAGCUCCGGCGAUCUCGAUCUUGGGCGCCGGUACAGUGUCCACGACACCUCCAACGGGCUCUAGCUGUAUGUAGAUAUCUGUAUAUAUUGAUGCCUAUAUAUGUAUACAUAAUAGAUAUACUCCAUUUGUAUUAUUGUAUAUUGAUGCAUAUAUAUUAUAGAUAUACUCCAUGUGUGUUUGCUUCUAGCUUCGCGGAAAAACCAUAAAUAGAUCUUUAGAGAAUGCGGUUCUUCCACUAGCUUUUGCUUUUCUUGACUGGAUUUCAGUUCUCUCAUUGGCUAAGCUGGCAUCUCUUCUUAAAUACAAAUUGAAUUGCGUUUGGAGUCUUGACAGAUAAGCAGUGCUCUCUUGGGGCUUCACUCCUUAGUCUUUUCUUGGGCUUUGUACAAUGUCUCCUAUGAAAUUCCAAGAAGCCUCUUCUUCGGUUUUUCCAUGUAGUUAUCAUGUGUUCUUGAGCUUCAGGGGCGAGGACACUCGCAAGACUUUUACCGAUCACCUCUACACAGCUUUGGGCCAAGCCGGAUUUCACACCUUCAGAGACGACGAUGGCUUAGAAAAAGGAGAAGAUAUCAAGUCUGAACUUUUGAAAGCAAUUCGAGAGUCGAGGAUUUCGAUAAUCGUCUUCUCCAAGAACUAUGCCUUGUCAACUUGGUGCCUUGAAGAGCUUGUGAUGAUCCUCAAACGCAGGGCUUCCGGACACAUAGUUCUACCUGUCUUCUAUGAUGUGGAUCCGUCUGAAGUGAGGAAGCAAAUCGGCAGUUUUGAAGAAGCAUUUAUGAGGCAUGAAGAGAAGCUCAAAUCAGAAAUGAGUGAACUGGCGAAAGAGAAAUUGAAGGAUAAGAUAGUAACAUGGAGGGCUGCGCUUAGAGAAGUUGCAGAUGUGGUCGGGAUGAAUUUACAAAAUCAAAUUGAUGGAUACGAGGCAAGGUUUAUCAAAAAAAUUAUAAAAGUGGUUGGAGACAAGCUAUGUCGCAUGACCUUGAACAUUGCCCCCCACUUGGUUGGAAUACAUUCACGAGUAAAAGAUAUUCAGCUUUGGUUAGAAGAUGGGCCAAGUAAUGUUGGCAUAGUUGCAAUUUGUGGAAUGGGUGGAAUAGGCAAGACAACCAUUGCAAUACUUUUGUACAAUUUGAACUUCUCAAGAUUUGAAGGUAGUAGUUUUAUUGCAGAUAUAAGAGAAAUUUCACAACAACAAGAUGGUUUGCUUCGUUUACAAAGACAGUUUCUUACAGACAUUUGUAAGACAAGAAAUGUAAAACUCAAUAGUGUUGCUGAAGGAGCUACUAUGAUUAAAGAUGCCAUAUGUGGCAAAAAAGUUUUUGUAGUUCUUGAUGAUGUGGAUAAACUUGACCAAUUAGAUGCACUACUUGGAAUGCGAGGUUGGCUUUUUCCAGGAAGUAAAAUCAUCAUAACCACCCGGCGUGAGCGGUUGCUAGGGGUUUAUGAAUUCUAUAAGGUGCAUAGGCUUGAAAAUCUGAGUGACGAGGAAUCCUUGGAGCUUUUUAGCUGGCAUGCCUUUGGAAAAUGUUGUCCCAACAAUGGAUAUGGAGAGAUCUCAGAAAGGGUGGUAAGGUAUUGUGGAGGGAUUCCAUUGGCGAUUAAAGUUCUAGGAUCUUCUCUAUCAGGGAGUUGCUUAAACGUAUGGAAAAGUCAAUUGGAAAAAUUGAAAGCGAUUCCCGACAGUCAAAUCCUUGAAAAACUCCGAAUAAGUUAUGACUCGUUACAAGAUGACCACGAUAAACGUCUAUUCCUCAAUCUUGCUUGCUUUUUUGUUGGAAGCGAUAAGGAUUCUAUAGUUACAAUUUUAAACGGAUGUGAAUUCUACACAUUGGUUGGGAUUCAAAACCUCAUGGAGAGAUGUCUAAUAUCGAUUGACGAAAGUAGUACACUAGUAAUGCAUCACUUGGUUCAAGAAAUGGGAAGAGAAAUUGUUCGUCAAGAGUCGCCAAAUGAGCCAGGCAAACGUAGCAUCCUCUGGAAUCACAAGGACGCAUUUAAUGUUUUGAGAGAAAACACAGGCACAAGCAAAAUAGAAGGCCUCAAACUCGAUAUGUGUCUAUUGAAAGAGGAAGCGUAUGCUUGUACGGUCUUUGGUGAAAAUAGAAAACGUCGCUAUGAAGAGUUCCUUGGGAAGCCCUUAUUGUCAAAUUUGGGUGGUUCGCUUAAAAGAUAUGGUUUCAGUAUCUUUUCCUCUUACCUCGAACCCACAGAUUCAAAAAAUUCAAAUCCAAUGGCUUUGGAGCCUGAUGCAUUUGCAAGGUUGAACAAACUAAAACUUCUGCAGCUCAAUGGUGUACAUAUUAGGGGGUCCUAUAAAAAGUUUCCUAAAGGAUUAAGAUGGUUGUGCUGGCAUGGAUUCCAACUUAAGUCCAUACCUAGUGAUUUCCCUUUGGAGUGCUUGGUUGCUCUUCACAUGCAAUAUAGCAGCUUAAAAAAUGUAUGGGAGGGAGCCAAGUUCCUAUGGUUGUUAAAAAUCCUCAAUCUAAGUCAUUCACGUGACCUUGCAAAAACUCCCGACUUUUCAGAACUCCCCAAUCUUGAGAGGCUGAUGCUUAAAAAUUGUGCAAGUUUGGUCGAGGUUCAUGAAUCCAUUGGAAGCCUUGAGAGACUUGUUUUGUUAAAUUUGGAAGACUGCAAAAAUUUGAGGAAUCUUCCGAGAAGCAUUUGUAAGCUAAAACAUUUGGAAACGCUUGUCAUCUCCGGUUGCUCAAAUCUCAACGAAUUGCCGACAAACAUGGGAAAUAUGGAGUCUCUAACUGUGCUCGUGGCAGAUGGAAUUGCUUUAAAUCAAUCAGUCCCUACAAAUGGGCUAGUGAACGCAAUGCAAUCUUUCAUCUGGCCAUGGCUGUUGAAGCCAAGAAAAAGUUCAGAGAUUUCAUGGCCUUCUUUACCAAGUUCCUUGGUAGAAUUAAGUCUAGUGAAAUGUAAUCUUUCGGAGGAUUCUUUUCCUAGAGGCCUUAGCAACCUAUGCUCACUGAAGAAACUAGAUCUGUCGUAUAAUCAAUUUUGUAGCCUCCCAGAUUUCAUCAGAGGUCUUACUAAGUUAGAGUACUUUUACAUAAAUCAUUGCCCAAAGCUCCGCAAACUUGAUGGGGUCCCGCAACUACAUCAUUUGCGUUGUGUAGCUAAUAGAUUGCUGAAGGAAGUAACGUUCCAAAUCUCUCACCGUCCAACAACCAUUUGUUAUUUGGAUGCAUGCCACCAUCCAGAGACUUUGAGCUUAUUCAAAUUAGAAUCCAUAGAAAACGUUGAAGCUGAGAUUGUUAAAAAUUUGGGCUUGUCGAACUUACAAUAUUCCACGGGAAAUUUAACUGUAAAGCUAACGUCAUGGUUUGACAUGCAAGAAAGGAGAUUUCCCCUCCAGGUAUGUUAUGAAACACAUAUAAUCUGUGCUUAUAUUCCUGAUAGCAAGGUUCCACCCUGGUUCAAUUUUAAGAGUCAAGGAUCCUCAAUUGAUUUUAUUGUGCCUUCAUAUCUUAAUUCGAGGAUCCGAGGCUUGAACUUGUGUUCCAUUUAUGAGCACUCUGGUGAUCCGAGACGUUAUGAACCACAUGCUGUCAUAAGUAAUAGGAUGAAGGGAUUGGUUUGGAGCCAUCGCCCAUUUGUUAUUGGAACUGCGGAAGAUGAUGAAGAUACAAUGUGGUUAAGUUAUUGGAAUUUUGGAAAUCGUUUGGAAGGCGGAGAUGAAGUCAGUAUUUCAAUGUCUGGAGGUGAAUUUGUGCAUGUAAAGGAGGUAGGAGUCCGCCUUCUGUAUGAAGAGGAACCAAAAGAGAUGAGCUCCCAAUCAGCCUACGGAGAUAAUAUACCCCACCAACUCCAUCAAUUUGGAAAUAUCGUUCCAGGAAUUGUUUCUUCAAAUCAGCCGGGGACAAAAUUGUACCAACUCGGCUGUCAUCUUGUUGAUUGCAAGUAUUGUGAGCAUCUGUACCCUCCACCUUGGAUCCCUUCCACUCCUUGUGAUUAUGAUUAUACUGUGGAAUGUUUGGCUUCAAGGCUAUGGAUGCGGAAGCCAUUUUAUGUUUCUCAAGAUCAUGGGUGUUGAUUUUGUUAGAAAUAUGUAAACCUAAUUUAGGUAUUUUCCUUGUCUUAUUUUUUGGUUGCUCUUUUGUAAUUUUAUGUAUCUUUUGUGUCUUAGUAUGUAAUAUGUUAAAAAGUGGUUGUAGAAGUACUAGAAAUAUCUAGUGGCUGGUAAGUAAAAGUGUCUUUGUUCUUGGUGAAAAAAAAACGUGAGAGAAAGAAGAGUGAAAAGUGAGUCUUUGUCUAGCUCUUGUGUUGCAGUAUUUGAAGGUGAAGAAAAAGGCUUUGUAAUGCUUAAAUCAAGUGAAGAAAAUCAUCAUUUUUAGUGUC
Molecule: messenger RNA, 4639 nt
Organism: Rhododendron vialii
Lineage: Eukaryota; Viridiplantae; Streptophyta; Magnoliopsida; Ericales; Ericaceae
Product: disease resistance protein RPV1-like
Exons: 5
Coding region: 681-4334 (1217 amino acids)
Biological process (GO): signal transduction; defense response
Molecular function (GO): protein binding; ADP binding
Source: RefSeq, a predicted model, not a curated record